GCUGUUUGCACUCGCACAUUUUCAACACUCACCACACGCAACAUCACCGCCCUCACACCGCCAAUCCAGCCAACAUGUGGAUCGUCGAUUGGUUCUGGGACUUGCUGGCCAAUCUCGGCCUGGCCAACAAGCAUGCCAAACUCCUCUUCCUCGGUCUCGACAACGCUGGCAAGACCACCCUCCUCCACAUGCUCAAGAACGACCGCGUAGCCAUCCUCCAGCCCACCCUUCACCCAACCUCCGAAGAACUCAGCAUCGGCAGCUGCCGCUUCACCACCUUCGAUCUCGGCGGCCACCAGCAGGCCCGUCGCUUGUGGAAGGACUACUUUCCCGAAGUCAGCGGAAUCGUGUUCCUCGUGGACGCCAAAGACCCCGAACGCUUCAGCGAGAGCAAAGCCGAGCUGGACGCGCUGCUCAGCAUGGAGGAUCUCGCCAAGACACCUUUCCUCAUCCUGGGCAACAAGAUCGACCAUCCCAACGCCGUCAGCGAGGAUCAACUGCGACAACACCUCGGACUGUACCAGACGACGGGCAAGGGCAAGGUGCCGCUCGAUGGAAUCAGGCCGAUUGAGAUCUUCAUGUGCUCGGUCGUGAUGAGGCAGGGUUACGGCGAUGGUAUUCGCUGGUUGUCGCAGUACGUUUAGAUGAAGAGCAGAUUGAGCGAGCACGGUGAGGCAGAUGCGGACAGGAAGACACUUGAAACGAGAUAUCAUGAGAUACUGAGAAGGGAACAAGGAGAGUGGCAUGGGUAUAAUGGCGCUCGGCGUUCACAGGGACAGC
Zymoseptoria tritici IPO323 is the source of this 780-nucleotide messenger RNA. RefSeq lists its product as uncharacterized. Gene Ontology annotation, cellular component: COPII vesicle coat; endoplasmic reticulum exit site. The record is from RefSeq and is a predicted model, not a curated record. Gene Ontology annotation, molecular function: GTP binding; GTPase activity. Gene Ontology annotation, biological process: intracellular protein transport; membrane organization; vesicle organization. The coding region runs from base 75 to 644 and encodes 189 amino acids. NCBI's taxonomy places the organism in Eukaryota, Fungi, Ascomycota, Dothideomycetes, Mycosphaerellales, Mycosphaerellaceae. The transcript has 3 exons.